AUGCCGACCCUGGACGAGGGCGGCCUGGCGGUUCGGCAGUUGGGAGGCGACCCCAACCGCGGGCUCCAGAUCCCCGGUGCCGCUCUGGACCGCCAGCAACGCACCAGCGAAGGUCCCGGGGAGCCCGGACUUGGAGGUCCGGCUCCCGCCGGGAAAGGGAAGGAGAAGGUGCCGGUGCCGGAGCACCGGUACAAGGACAAUAAGGGUGCUGCGCCGGCCCAAAGGGACGACAAGGCCCAGGGGGCGGCGCCCGCACAGACCAGCCAAGCCGAAGGGAGCAAGCCCCAAUUUUUAGAGGCACCAAUCGGGGGAUCCGGCCCCCAGCCUGCGCUGGAAUCCUCGGCGUCGGCCCCAGCAGGGCCCCCGCCUUGGACCACCCCAGAAACCUCGGGACCUAGGGGUCUUGAGCCGGAGGCUUCCGUACCGCCACGACCCGAUGCCGCCCCCCAGGAAGAGGACGCUAGGCCCGCUGCGGCGACCGAGGCGCCUGCAGUCGCGUCGGGCGCCGAGGCCGGGCCCUCUCCAGCUGAGCCAGCAGCAGAGGGGGCUGCUCCUGCGGCAGAGACCGCAGCGCUGGAGACAGCGGAGGCGGCGGAGACAGCGGCACCGGAGGCCGCUGAGGUUACCAGCGCCGCUGCCCCACCAGCGGAGGAGGAGGAACCGGAGGUGGUGCUGGGAAGGCCCCUCCUCCCGAGCGCAGCAGAGAUCCCCCUCCCCCGGCUCCUGGCCAAAUGCCAGCAGGCUCAAGAGGAGCUGGAGGCUGGCAUUCGUCGAGAGUGGGAGAAGCUGGAUGCGGAGUACUUCCGGCUCUCUGACUGGGAGCGCCGCCUGGGGGACCGCAUCAAGUCCGUCACCGCCCGGCACGCUGAAGAGCGGGCCAAGCUCGCGCUGGAGCGCGAGCUCCUGCAAGAGAAGCUGCAGAAGGCCCGCGACCGGGAGGUGGCAGCGUUCCAGCGGGAGAAGGCGGCCUUACCUGAAAUCGACGAUCUAAAGGCGGGAAGCGGUAGCCCUUGA
Messenger RNA from Panicum hallii, 1014 nucleotides. Its product is annotated as skin secretory protein xP2-like. Lineage: Eukaryota; Viridiplantae; Streptophyta; Magnoliopsida; Poales; Poaceae. The record is from RefSeq and is a predicted model, not a curated record. Bases 1 to 1014 code for a protein of 337 amino acids. The transcript is spliced from 2 exons.